Ylistrum balloti is the source of this 1857-nucleotide messenger RNA. RefSeq names its product C-type mannose receptor 2-like. The record is from RefSeq and is a predicted model, not a curated record. The coding region runs from base 1 to 1857 and encodes 618 amino acids. The transcript is spliced from 14 exons. NCBI's taxonomy places the organism in Eukaryota, Metazoa, Mollusca, Bivalvia, Pectinida, Pectinidae.
AUGGCGGAUACCCACGCGGAGAUGAGGAUGAAGUAUGUCUCUCUGGCAUUCUACCUUGUGCUGAGUGCCACCAAUGGAUACAAAUGCCCGGUGGGGAAUUGGAUUCAAAUUCAAGGUAACUGUUACCUCUUCAGUUCGGAUGGACUCACGUGGGACCAGGCAACAACGGACUGUCGCCAAUUUGGCGCCACUCUGCUUCAGUUUAACGGAGCAGCCGACAGGAAAUUGUUCACGCUGUCUAUUGCAAACAUGACGUCAGAGAGAUGGUGGACUAAUCUGAAUGAUUAUAAUCACCCGGGAGGUUGGUCCUGGGGAAAAGACGACUCGGAAACAUUGGCCGAUCCUACUGCUGUGGUUUGGAACGUUGAACCGGACGACCGUCACCAUAUCGAAAAUUGUGGCGCCCUUAACAUACAAGGCACACUCAGUGAUCAAAAGUGUUCCGAAAGGCACGGCUAUAUAUGUGAAUAUAACCCGAGAGGCAGUGGUUGUCCACUUCACUGGAUUGUGACGACAACAAAUUGUUACUACGUCAGUGAUUUAACAGACGAGUAUAACAUCGUUACCUGGAGCGACGCCUCAAACAUUUGUAAAACUCAACACCCGGGCAGUAACGCUAACCUACUGCGCCUGGAAACUGCCAAUGAGCAGGCCUACAUCCGAGCACAGUUAGCCGAGAUCCAGAUGACGGACCAGUUGUACUGGGUUGGGAUGACUGAUCAGGCAAAGGAGGGCACCUGGACCUGGGACGACGGUUCACCAGUCAAUCAGAGCAACAUUGAAUGGACAGUGGAACCAAAUAAUCUUGGAGGAACAGAACAGUGCGCAUUGAUUUAUGACAAUGGCAGAUUCGCUGACGCUGAUUGCUCAAGACUUGAGAAAUAUAUAUGUCAAACACCCAGAAUAGACGACUCCAAAUACACAAACAAAAUGGGAUGUCCGAACGGCUGGGUGAGGGCAGGACACAAGUGUUACUACUUCCACAUCCAGCGACCACAGAAUCACAUGACAGCUGCCUCCACCUGUGUAGAGAUGGGAGGUCGCCUCAUCCAGAUCGAGACCAAAGAUGAGGAGGAUUGGCUCCGUGUACAGACUCUUCGUUAUGAUUCCUACGCAUUCUGGACCGGUUUGAUGUACCAACCGAGUUCAGGGACCUGGAUCUGGAACAUGGAUACCAAGGCUAAUAUGAGUCUAGUCAUCUGGAACCAGGAGCCAAAUAAUAUGGGUAACGAAGACUGUGGUAUGAUCGCCAAUGAUGGAAUCUUCAAUGAUUUAUCAUGUUAUGCCAAUCAAGGAUUUAUUUGUGAAGCUCAGACUGAAGACCAGCCUUGCCCGAAUGGAUGGAUUACACGGACAGCCGGCGAUAUGCUGACGUGUUAUUUAAUAAGUAAUAUCACUGACGCUGACAUGACCACGUGGCAGGGAGCACGUGACAAGUGUGCGCAAAUAAGCGAGCCAUUGGAUGGUUAUCUCCUGGCUAUCAAUACUAAAGAUGAAGCGGCAUUUAUUGCAAAUGCACUGAAGAACACGUCCGUGACUCUCACCGGGUGGUGGACUGGUCUGAACGACAGAAAGGUGGAGGGAUACUGGGAAUAUGAUACGGCUUUCAACAACCCUGUAAAGAAAAAUGUCAUUCCAUGGGGCGGAGAACCUGAUAAUUCCGGCGGUACAGACUACUGCACGGUGCUAUACAGUGGUAGAUACAACGACGUCAACUGUAACAACGUUGCAUUCUAUCUAUGUGAGAAAAUGGCGGCAGGACUCCAAUAUACGUCUGCAGGUUCAUCGCUACACAGUGGAGUCUUUAUGAUGCUGCCGUUUCUUUAUUCCCUUUUAAAUAACUUUGGAUUUAUAUGA